GGCCAUCCGCUCAGCUCUCUUCUGUGCUCCUCGGUCCUACCUGUUCCUCAGCCAAGCGCUGUCCUCACCAUCUUCUCUCCCCUGCACCGGCAUCUUUAGUAUGGGCACCCGGCUGUAUCUGUUAAAUCUCGGGUACAACCCCCCCCCCUGCUCCCAAAGGUCCGCUGUGUUUGGUCAUCUCUUGUACUAUGUCUGCAGUCUCUGGUCAUCUCCUGUACUAUGUCCGCAGUCUCUGGUCAUCUCCUGUACUAUGUCCGCAGUCUCUGGUCAUCUCCUGUAGUAUGUCCGCAGUCUCUGGUCAUCUCCUGUAGUAUGUCCGCAGUCUCUGGUCAUCUUCUUUACUAUGUCCGCAGUCUCUGGUCAUCUCCUGUACUAUGUCCGCAGUCUCUGGUCAUCUCCUGUACUAUGUCCGCAGUCUAUGGUCAUCUCCUGUACUGUGUCCGCAGUCUCUGGUCAUCUCCUGUACUAUGUCCGCAGUCUAUGGUCAUCUCCUGUACUGUGUCCACAGUCUCUGGUCAUCUCCUGUACUAUCUCCGCAGUCUAUGGUCAUCUCCUGUACUAUGUCUGCAG
Messenger RNA from Staurois parvus, 570 nucleotides. NCBI's taxonomy places the organism in Eukaryota, Metazoa, Chordata, Amphibia, Anura, Ranidae. The record is from the annotation of a GenBank genome assembly.